CAGAUCCAAGACUUCACGUCUUCAGUCAGACCAGGCCUAGGGGGUGUGAAACACAUGAGAUCCAUUUCACGAUCACGUCCUUCUGUUCUGGCACUGAUCUGAGUCGAGCACUUCUUUCCGGCGAGGCGUUCCGUCGACUUGGCCGGGAACAGUUGCAAUAUUUUAAUCCUCCACACUAUUAGCUUUUCACAAGAGGCGUGCAAAGCGUCCGUCAUUCCGUUCGCCAAGGCAUCGUGGAAAGCUAGAGACGAGUACAGCAUGGUGGCGUGUAGCCGCAGCUCUGCACAGCUCUGCACAGCUCAGGUACCUAGCCAGCAAAGAAGCCCGAGCAACGAUUGACUGAUUACAUCUUGGACCAGGAGCGGCCACUUCGACUGGCGAGGUCACUCUAGUUCGAGGUGUGGGACGUGGAGCCGAAAAAUAUUCGGAUCUCACCACUGCCAAUUUGGACCGGCAUAGCACACACGUACCUUGCUGAGUCCAUGUUUGUGUGGGAGUAAGUGGCGGAUAUCAAUCAGUCUAGCGUCGCUCCAGGAGUCGUCAGUGAGCUCAUUUCGAGGAGACGUGCACACAGUGCAUACAAAUCUAGCCUGCAAUAACGGCUACGUAACGUUUAGCUACAUACUGUAACAUAGCGACGCAGUAAUACAAAUCUAUACAGGAAUGGCGGACGAAGCUAACUCCAGUAGUGCCAGCGCCAUCAGCUCUACGUCGAGUUUCAUGAGUGUUGGAAGCACCCGGGAUUCUGUGGAGCUGUCCAGAGAGAUACGAGAGUCAUUCCGCGAGGACAUCGCGAAUGCACGAGCAAAGGAAGACGAACUUGCCCAGGAACUGGCGGAGCUAGAUGCUGCUGUAUCCCGACUUAAACGUCUAGACAGUGGCCCACACCGCUCAAUGUCAUUGACAGGAUUUCAGCUCAGCAGUCCAACGAGUGACGUCACUCGCUUGACCUCUACACCACUCUCCAGCGACAGGAAGGGCAGUCUCUUCGUUGGCAGCCAAGAGUCAUCCGCGUACAUGGACUUUUUGACCAGCAAAAGGUGUGCAUCGUUCCUUGCUCCAAUCAGUGGUAUUGGUGGAAUACCUGAGGAAACCGACCCAACCAGCUUAGAGCCGCAUGUCUGUGAGAAUGCCAGUCAAGCUGAAGAUCAAAGUGGCAGUGAAAGAGGUGUGUGCAUAGACACACCCGAAGAAAACAACAAGAAGGUAGAAGUAUGUGCUACUGCAGAAGAAAAGCAUGAAGCUACCACAGUUACCGAUGGAAGGACACGAGAUGCAGCCAUGAAAUCAGACAUGUUUCACUCGCAGCUGUCCGAUGACGUCCAUAUACGGAAAGGAAAGGGACGAUUCAUCCGUGUUGAGACUAUAGAAAGAGAGAACCCCAGCAAGAAUCCUCACUUUCGACCUACGAACAUUGGCAUGGCAGCUUUUGAGCAUGGGCUUGUUAGCGAUGCAAUUCAUGAAGGAACAGAUGUGAUGACACCUGACCGAACUCAAGCCGCAGAACCGUCAACAUCAUCACCUGCAGCAGUGCGGGUUCUCAGUCCAAUCAAUGAUAAAAGCUCUCCUCAGCUGAUCAAGUCAGUAAAGGUGCACUCAAGAAGAUCCGGGGGAGAUGGUAGGGAAGCUAACAGUAGCCCUGUUCUGAGAACUCACCGUCAAGAUGUGUCACGCCGCCGCUCUAGCCCUGUCCGAUCAGCUAGGGAAAAAGAGGCUGAUACAAGGCGACCGUACCGAUUGACUGAACUUUAAUAGCAACAAUGACGGCAUACUAUUUGCCUCCAAACACAGGCCCAGGCCUGAUGGUAUGUGCACGUAUGCUCGCUUGUAGCGUAGUGUCCUUGACUGUGAACCUUCGAAUCCAUGCCUUGCCUGUUUGGGGCGAUGAUCCACAUGCAUGACGGGUAUGGUUUAGCCAUGACUUGUGAGCAACUAACAGGUGUGAGUCUUGAUCAAACCAUAAGGACAUGACGUUAUGUACAAUUGACAUGGAUAGACUGUUGAGGGAAAUGAGUGAUGGCAUAUACGUUAUGCUAGAUAUAACUGAUAACAAACAAGGCCGGUCUAGGCAGCUCGAGGUAGAGUGCCCAAUGCACACGUGUGCAGAGCAGUAUCCACACGCAACAGAGGCGAAAGGCUGUGUAGCUGUAACUUUAAGUUUCAUGCAUUUCAGCCAUCAUCAGACAGCAGCAUUUACCAGCAACAUUUUGCAUUUUGUAAAUGCUGCUGUCUGAUGAUGGCUGAAAUGCAUGAAACUUAAAGUUACAGCUACACAGCCUUUCGCCUCUGUUGCGUGUGGAUAUAACUGAUACAUAUCUUGCCUUCAGAUGAUUUUCCCAUGAAAUUUGUCGAUUGUCCACCACAGUCUGGGGCAUGUAGCAUUUAGUAUCUUCGUUACAUCUUUGAAAAGACCUUUCAAACUGUAAUUUCAUUCUCUUGAUUUUGCCAGCUGCCCAGUCGCAUCGCAAUUUUUUAAUUAUUUCCCUACUGUAUGUCAAGUUUGAAGUUGAAGCUAGACUUUCUCGA
Sycon ciliatum is the source of this 2526-nucleotide messenger RNA. RefSeq lists its product as uncharacterized. Bases 664 to 1752 code for a protein of 362 amino acids. The transcript has 2 exons. The record is from RefSeq and is a predicted model, not a curated record. Lineage: Eukaryota; Metazoa; Porifera; Calcarea; Leucosolenida; Sycettidae.